CCGGCUAGGCAUGCACAUCGACUUGAUGCCUUGGUCCAGCUAUGGCUUUUGGCAGAUGGAGCUUCCGCCAGCUGCCUUACCUUGGUGGAGCUUUGCUCGGCCUGUACCUGACGUGGCCACAACAUAGAGGCGCGGUCAGGUCAGCCCCAGAGCUCACUGCUGCGGCUGACCUUAGGACCAUCGCGUCCAUCACGCAGAAGGAGUCCAAGCGCGUGCUGAAUGAAACAGGGACAUCAGUGCCAAAGGUGUCAAAGAUGACAGCAUCAUCAACCCAAUUCACCCCUGCGCGCCUUUCCUCCAAAUCGCCCAGAGCGACUCCAAAGCCGGCGACUUCAGUGUCUCGAGCGCGCGCGGAGGAGCGCUGCAUCCGAAAAGGGCAAGGCCGCAGUGGUGCAGAUAUCGAUGAGCCCAGCAAGGUGGAAAGUCCUGGAGAAUGUCAAGAGCGUUGCCAGUGCUUGGAGGGCUGUGCUUUUUUCACCUUCUGGAAGGAUGGGUCCUGCCAUGUGCAGUCCACGGAUUCGUCCCCAUUCGGGCAUGAACUGGCAUUUUCCGGGCCGCCUUUUUGCAGAGCAAACUCCUCGAAUCACGCGGAUUUGCCAUCCCCUGUGGACUUGCCUGAGUUGCAGCCAGCUCACGAUGGCAAGGUGGGUCCCAAGGUCUACCUCUACGAUCUACCUCCCCGCUUUCAGAACUGGGGACAUGGACCAGAGUGUUGGAGCGCUGACUGUGUUUUUGGUGGGCCACCAGUGAAGGUGCAAGGCGUGGAGAUCUGGGGCUCUAGCCAGUUCCACAUGCCCUUGAUGCUGCACUACCGCUUCCUGAAUUAUGCUCAGCGUACUCGGGAGGUGGAUGAUGCGGAUGUUUUUAUCAUCCCAGCUUACAACUUCAAGCCAUCCCAUGACCUUCCCUGUGCCAAUAGCAGUGACCUCUUUGACACACUGGCCGAGCUAAAUCCUCGACUGAAGGAGGAGCAAUGGGCAAAGGCCAAAGUCCCUCGACAUCUACUGAUGGAUGCACGAGGAUGGGAGACAUGCAAUUACAUGUGGGAGCUGCACAUGCCUUUCCGUUUGGCACACCGCAUCAACAUUGAGCUCAACGGAUUGCUGGAGGACGGCCCAGAGGGCUGGACCUACAACAAGCCUUUCAUUUGGUAUCAAUUUCCCUAUCCUGCCGUCUACCAUGGUCAUGCCGAGUCCACUCCUGCCAAGCUCCGGGUGAAACUUGGAGGUAUUGACCGUUACUUAUGGUCCUUCAGUGGAACGGGUCGUGGACAAGCCGGCUUCUUGCGUCAAGCCAUCAUGAAGGAGUGCACCAUAUGCAACAGGUGUGGCAAAGUCACUCAAAUCCAGGAAGUGACUGGGGCACCACAGAAGGCCAGCAUGAUGGACUAUGCACGACUCUCCGCGAAGAAACUGCAAUCAACCUUUUGUGUGGAACCGCCUGGUGAUAGCAUCACACGAAAGAGUCUUAUCGACUCCAUUGUGCUGGGCUGCAUUCCGGUGGUGUUUCUUCAUCAGGAAUUGGACAUGUUCGAAGCUUUUGCCACGGCAGAAGAGUUUGCAGAUGCAGUGGUCUACGUACCAGAAGCUGAAGUUAUGGGUGAUGGACGAAUCUCCUUGUGGGGCACAGGCACUUUUCAUGACUCUUCCCAUCAAUGGAAGCACUUCCAGAAACUCUACCCCAAAUAUGCGGAGGUAUUUGAAGCGUUAAGACCCAAGAGGAGCUUGGAACAACGAGAGAAGCAACUGCGGAGCCUCUUCCCGAAUGCCACUUCGAUUGCAACAAUCUUGAGUGCGAUCUCCGAUGAGGAGGUCAAACGCAAGCAGAAGGCCUUGGCAAAGAUCUCCCAUCGCUUUGUCAUUGGUUUGGAUGAUUCCAGCGAAGAUGCCGUUCGAAUCUUGCUCAACCGUAUUAUCUCCGACGACACCGUGGCCCAGGAGCGCAAUGCAAAGAGCACGUUGUUUGCCUAAAGACCGCCACGACCGACACAGACCGACAAAAAGGAGAGACAAGCCGCCACAAGUGCACAUCGAUCGGACGGAGGAAGCCUGGACAGCCUGUCACCUGGACCACAUGGAACCGAGAUAAAUGCGAAGUAAACUGGAGGAGCCAAGCAUUCGAGCUGUUGACGGGUGGCCUUGAUAUUGACGGCUUUGAGAAUUUGUCAUGCCGAGAGUCUUUCUAGAUGCUCUAUUGAAGGGAUCCAUCUAAAAGUGAAGAAGAACAGCAAUCACUAGCAGUGCCGCCAGGGCUUCUGUCCGAAGCCUGGGCUGAUGUCUCAGAAGCCUGGGCUGAUCCAAACGAAAAUGCCGCGAAGGGUCGCACCAAACGCGCAGUCGUACUAAACGACCACGUUUUGUCAUUUCAUUUGAAGACAUGUUUGUCG
Messenger RNA from Durusdinium trenchii, 2386 nucleotides. The record is from the annotation of a GenBank genome assembly. Lineage: Eukaryota; Dinophyceae; Suessiales; Symbiodiniaceae.